Acipenser ruthenus (sterlet) is the source of this 1232-nucleotide messenger RNA. Its product is annotated as peptidyl-prolyl cis-trans isomerase NIMA-interacting 4-like. Gene Ontology annotation, biological process: rRNA processing. The transcript has 4 exons. The record is from RefSeq and is a predicted model, not a curated record. Gene Ontology annotation, molecular function: DNA binding; peptidyl-prolyl cis-trans isomerase activity. NCBI's taxonomy places the organism in Eukaryota, Metazoa, Chordata, Actinopteri, Acipenseriformes, Acipenseridae. The coding region runs from base 287 to 673 and encodes 128 amino acids.
ACGGACGACGAAAAAUACGUCAGCGAGAAGACUAAACAGAAAAACAUAUACAUUUAAUUUAGAAUUACCGAGAAAAGCUUGAAUACAACAGUCAAUAUUAAAUACAUAUUUUCAGUUAAUAUUUAUUUGAUCAAGUUGACCACCACCUAGUAGAUUUGCAGUUUGUUUUCAUUCGACCACAUUUACGAACAGCUUUCUCCAUGUCGGGUCCUCUUUAGUUCAAGAUUUUGGGACAGCAGGUUUUCUAGAACGUUUAGUUAUUGCCUGUUUUCGUUGAAAUAAAAAAAUGCCACCAAAAGGAAAGGGUGGCAAGGGAGGUAAAGGGGGAGGUGCAUCUGGAAGUGGCGACACUGAAAAAAAGGAAAAAACACAAAAGGGAGGCACUGCAGUUAAGGUCAGGCACAUCCUGUGUGAAAAGCAUAGCAAAUGUAUGGAAGCCAUGGAGAAAGUGAAGUCUGGUGUAAGGUUCAGUGAGGUCGCCUCGCAGUACAGUGAAGACAAAGCCAGACAAGGAGGUGAUCUUGGCUGGAUGACCAGAGGCUCAAUGGUAGGACCUUUCCAAGAAGCAGCAUUUGCCCUGCCGGUCAGCUCCAUGGACAAACCUGUUUACACAGACCCCCCGGUGAAGACAAAGUUUGGCUACCACAUCAUCAUGGUCGAAGGAAAGAAGUGAAGAACCAACAUUAUUUUAUUAUCAUUUUUUGUACUUUCUAUUGUAAAAUACCAUAAACCAUACGUGGCAGUUAAGAACACUUGAAGGGAUCGAAGAAAAUAGAGUGAAAAAGUGCAAGAGACAGUUUAUUGUGUUUUAAGAUCUCAUUCCUGUUAUGGAUUGUGUAAUAAUGAGCAAAUGUUCAAAGCCCAUUUAAAACAAGACGACUAUAUACAGAUACAGUAUAUAUAGAUAUAACAAGGAUGUGAGACCUGGAUUUAGCUUUGGCUUAAUCUCUUUUGAUUAUAAAUGCAAACUUAUAACAUUGGGUUUACUUGUCUGUGUUUCAAAAAAUGUGAGGCUGCACUUGGUCUGAUUUCAGCUGGCAACGUUGUAAAAUAAACACUUUCUACAGCAAUUAUUGAGACAAGGAACCAAUGUAAUACAAGAAUGCAAUGAUCUGUAAGUAUUGACAACAGCGCUGCAAGAAUAGAGAACAGUGCAACACUGUACUGCAGAGCUCUACUUAUUCAACUUAGGCUGAACAGUAAAUUCAAUUAAACCUUAUGAAGUACACCUA